AAAAACACAAUGUCCACCCGCCCAUCAAAGCAGCAAGCAGCGAGAGAAGUAAUCGACAUCCUCCACGAGAUAUCCACCCUUCUUGUAAUAUCCUCUCCUUCCCACUUUUUUUUUCUCUUCUUCCUCCAGCUGAUACCUAAAUCGUACCCUACCGUCAAUGAUAAGAACACGAAUUUGGACAGGACUACGCUGAGUCUUUGCGUCAGUCUCGUAGAGAAUGGGGUUCAUCCUGAGGCAUUGGCGGUGAGAUUUCUCUGCUGUGUGACACAGAUCUCCCGGCACCCACGGGUCUAGGUAUAUGAAUGAUCGCUGACCAGGAGGGCGAGGGCGGAAAGGCCGUGAUUAAGGAGCUGAGGAGGGAAAGUGGGCUGUUGCAAAGGGGAGAGGUUGAGGAGGGGUAA
Molecule: messenger RNA, 401 nt
Organism: Tuber aestivum (summer truffle)
Lineage: Eukaryota; Fungi; Ascomycota; Pezizomycetes; Pezizales; Tuberaceae
Source: the annotation of a GenBank genome assembly